UUUCUACAUCCGGGUCAGCGGUUCUUCCUUUCCUGUCGGCCAUUCGUCGUAUACGUAAGCGACCACCUGAACCUGUAAACAUGCAGAACGACGCUGGUGAAUUUGUGGACCUCUACGUCCCACGUAAAUGCUCUGCUAGCAACAGAAUCAUUGGAGCCAAGGAUCACGCCUCCAUCCAGCUCAACAUCGCUGAGGUUGACAAGGUGACCGGUCGCUUCAACGGUCAGUUCAAGACCUACGCCAUCUGUGGCGCCAUCCGCAGGAUGGGAGAGUCUGACGACUCCAUCCUGAGGCUCGCCAAGAACGACUCUGUGGUCGCAAAGAACUUCUGAGUGUCAAGCUGGAGCUGUGGAAAAUUUGAUAAAAUAAAAAAUGGGGGGGGGGAAAUCAACUUUUUUUUGCUGUCGUUAUUUCGCAACAAGUGAGAUGUGUCUUUAACCCAUAAGAACACAUGGUGACACCUGUGUAACAAAUACUUUAAAUCUUCUAGAAUCUCCCAUAUUCAGCUUUAUGCUUCACCUUAACUCAUUAAAUCCCUAAGCGACACAUACUCAACACCCUGGUGUUCCUAUGAGUUUGACAGGAAGUGACUUAAUAUGUGUGUGACUGUAAACAGAAAUGUAAAAAAGUAGCUAAUAUCAAAAAGCAUAUUUUUUGUUACUAGGCUAGGUUUAAACCCAAUUAACAAUUCUAAUCCGUUAAUGUCCUGUAUUGCAUUUAAAUUGUUUUGACCAUAUUUCGUAACAAAUUAAGUCACAAUUUUGAUAUACAGUAGUGUUCAAUAUAAUAGCAGUCCAAUUUGACUAACCAGGUUUUUGGUAUAUUUUUUAUUUCUACAUGGCAAACAAGGUACCAGUAGGUGCAGUAGAUUCUUAUAAAACCAACAAGACCCAGCAUUAGUGAUAUGCGCGCUCUUAAGGCUGUGCAAUUGGGCAAUUAGUUGAAAGGGGUGUGUUAAAAAACAUUACAAACACAACUAUUUUGUACAAACUUUGUACAAAGACCUCACUGAUUGAAUGCCACACUGCUAUAUUUUUUAACACACCCCUUUCAACUAAUUGCCCAAUUGCACAGCCUUAAGAGCGUGCAUAUCACGAAUGCUGUGUUUUGCUGGUUUUCUGAGAAUCUACUGCACCUACUGGUACCUUGUUUGCCAUGUAGCAAUAAAAAAAUAUACUAAAAACCUGGAUUAAUCUGAUAAGUCACAUUGGACUAUUAUCACAUUAAUAAUCUCUAGACUAUGUCAUUUUAGUUUUACAAAAUUGUGCUUUUCUUUCAACAAUAGGGACAUUUCCAAGUGACCCCAAACUUUUGUGUAGUGUAGUGUACAUUUACAGGUGCAUCUCAAUAAAUUAGAAUAUCAUAGGAAAGUUUAUUCAUGUCAGUAAUUUACAUUACAGUUACCAUUACAAGUACUUUAACGUUUGAUACUUUUAAGUUCAUUUUUUUGUGGAUUUUUGUACUUUUUCUUCAGUAAGUUUUGAAUACAGGACUUUUACUUGUAGUUGAGUAAUCUGAUCACUUCUUCCAUCACAAGUAAUAAGUGUUAACACGUUACACACCGAGUGAAAGAACUAAAGGCAGUGACAACUGACAGCCGGCCUGUGGCUCAGCUUUGGGUUUGAUGCUCGGGGACUCUAACUUGACAUUUUUUCAGUGGAAAAUAUCUUAAAUUAUCUAAAAACAAGCCUUUAUCUCUCCAGCAGUGUGUGACUGUUGACAUGUCGUCUUGUUAUAAACCAUUCUUGCACA
Molecule: messenger RNA, 1752 nt
Organism: Centropristis striata (black sea bass)
Lineage: Eukaryota; Metazoa; Chordata; Actinopteri; Perciformes; Serranidae
Gene: rps21
Product: ribosomal protein S21
Exons: 6
Coding region: 81-332 (83 amino acids)
Biological process (GO): endonucleolytic cleavage to generate mature 3'-end of SSU-rRNA from (SSU-rRNA, 5.8S rRNA, LSU-rRNA); endonucleolytic cleavage in ITS1 to separate SSU-rRNA from 5.8S rRNA and LSU-rRNA from tricistronic rRNA transcript (SSU-rRNA, 5.8S rRNA, LSU-rRNA); translation
Cellular component (GO): cytosolic small ribosomal subunit; ribosome
Molecular function (GO): structural constituent of ribosome
Source: RefSeq, a predicted model, not a curated record